Molecule: messenger RNA, 1098 nt
Organism: Styela clava
Lineage: Eukaryota; Metazoa; Chordata; Ascidiacea; Stolidobranchia; Styelidae
Product: lysozyme g-like
Biological process (GO): peptidoglycan catabolic process
Molecular function (GO): lysozyme activity
Source: RefSeq, a predicted model, not a curated record
AUUUUCCACAACAUUUUGCCUACGUGCAACAGAUGGUCGGUCUCAGACUUGUUUUCAAGAAUAAUAACUAGAUAACAACAAUGAAGAUUGUAGUUGUCCUGGCAUUGAUUGGAUUAGCCGCAGCAAGUGACUGGGGCUGCACAAAAGAUGGCGGAACAUGCCAAGAUUAUAGAAAUGCUGUUUGCACCGCUGGAUAUGAAACGGGACUUUGUGAUGGAGAUUCAAACAGACGAUGUUGCUUGCAAUGCAGCGCAUCAUGUGCCAGCAGUGAAGCAAUGUACUCACAAAACGACGGAGAAUGCGAUACCGCUGGUGGUGAUUGCCACCACAACAGCAAUUACUGCGACGGAACUUAUUACAAUGGAAAAUGUGGCGGACCAUCUGAGAGACAAUGCUGCGUGUCGUCUGGCGGUGGUGGUUUAAUAGGCGGUGGAAUUGGAUGCUCAAGCACUAAAUAUGGCAACAUUAGAAACGUUGACACAACAGGUGCAUCUUACGCAACAGCUUCUCAAGAUGGUUUAUCUGGGGGAGUUUCUUCAUCACAUAAGAUGGCACAAAAUGACAAGAACGCGAUGCUUCAGUAUAAAAGUUUAAUUCAAACAGCAGCCAACGAUUUGUGCAUGGACGCAGCUGUGAUUGCAGGAAUAAUCAGUCGCGAAACUCGAGCUGGAAAGGUCCUUGGAUCAGAUGGCUUUGGGUAUGACGGACACGGAUAUGGUCUUAUGCAGGUUGACGAUCGCUAUCACACACUGCAAGGAGGACCGUAUUCGUUGGCUCACAUUAAACAGGGAACAGGAAUUCUCAUUGAUAUGAUCAAUGGUGUGAAGAAUAAGCAUCCGUCUUGGAGCCAAGACAUGGCCCUGAAAGGUGGAAUCAGUGCUUACAACGCAGGCGUUUCGAAUGUCGAUUCGUACAAUAACAUGGACGUCGGCACCACUGGAAAUGAUUAUGCAAACGAUGUAGUUGCUAGAUCCCAAUGGUACGAUGAUAAUGGCUACUGAGGAAUAAUGUUGUAGAUCACUAAUAUUUUUGUUUAAUUUUUAAUAAUUUCAUGAUCAGUUAAUCUCUCAUAAAAAAUAAAAUAAAUCCAUCAAUAUA